Plasmodium knowlesi strain H is the source of this 756-nucleotide messenger RNA. Its product is annotated as trafficking protein particle complex subunit 6A, putative. The transcript has 2 exons. Gene Ontology annotation, cellular component: TRAPP complex; trans-Golgi network; cis-Golgi network. Gene Ontology annotation, biological process: endoplasmic reticulum to Golgi vesicle-mediated transport; regulation of GTPase activity. Lineage: Eukaryota; Apicomplexa; Aconoidasida; Haemosporida; Plasmodiidae. Bases 1 to 756 code for a protein of 251 amino acids. The record is from RefSeq and is a predicted model, not a curated record.
AUGACUGAGGGAAUGCUAUCUAAGUCGACCCUCCUAUUGUUGAUAUACGAAAUUAUAAAAUUGAAUAAUGAAAUUUUACGGAAGAAUGAAUUUGAAUUAAGUAACGAUGUUUCUGAUGAUGAAAACGUUGUUAGGGAGUCAACAGAAAAAAGGUUACCCUAUGGAAUGGAGGAGAUAGAAGCAGAACAAGGAGCCUCCCCCCAGGAGCAGGAUAAUAUUAGCGGAGGGCCUCAUGACCGUCUGAAUGGAGAUGUUCUGGGAGAUGGCGACGCCUCCACGAACGCGCUUAAGCCAAGUGGCACAAGCAAGAACGGCCCAACGUACCCAUCGCAGAGUGUAAAGGAAAAAAAGAUAUCUAACAUUUUAUCGGGGAAAUUAAAAGGCAUGGGAAAAGACAUCGGUAGGAAGCUCAUCGAGAGAGUUCUCAUUUACAAAAACGACUUUAGUGAUCUUAAGGACAUUGCCAAACUAAUCGGGAGAGAUGUGUGGAUAAUUUUGUUUAAUAAAAAUGUCGAUAAAAUACAGACCUACAAAAAAGGGGUGUAUGUGCUUACCGACAACGAUAUAGGCUCUUACCUAAACCAUUUACUUCUUGACAACGACACGAACCAAAAGUCCAACUUUACUCACUACGUCCUUGUACUUAUACUUGGCAUUAUCAAAGGAAUUCUGAAUCGGUUCCGCAUGAAGGGUUCUGUUACCUACACAUUGGACUACCCCACUUGCUCCUUCCAAAUAAAUAUAAUUGAUGAUUAA